AUGCGCGUCGCCGCCGCCGCGGCCGCGGACGCGCGCGCCGCGUGCGUCUCCACGAUGUGCCCGCGGAUCGACGACGCGCUGCGCGGGGGCGUGCGCGCGCGCCACGUGACGGAGAUCGCGGGCGAGAGCGCGAGCGCGAAGACGACGCUGUGCGCGCAGCUCGCGGUGCGCGCGACCGCGCGCGGCGGCGCGGCGGUGUACGUGCACACCGACGGGCCGGCGCCGACGGCGCUGAUGCGACGGAUCGCGUCGUCGGCGCGGUUCGUCGCGGAAGCGUGCGACGGGGACGAAGACGCGGCGACGGCGGCGCUGGAGCGCGUGUACGUGGUCAAGGCGCUGGGCGACGCGGACGCGCUGCGAGAGACGCUGACGGCGGUCAGCGCGGUCCUCAGAGCGCCGGUGAGCGAAGACGCGGUGGUGAGGAUGAUCGUGGUGGAUUCGAUCGCGGCGCCGUUUCGAGACGACGCGACGAACGGAGGAUGGACGUACGCGGCGAAACGGGCGGGCGCGCUGCACAAGUUGACGAUGCUGUUGAAGGAGUACGCGACGAAACACGACGUGGCGGUCGUCGUGACGAAUCACGUGGUGGAUAGCGUGAGAGAAAAUGGAACCGGAGCGCACGGUGACGGCGCCGUGGCGACGCGGGCGAUGGGGGAGUUCACGACGAGCGGACGACGAGUGGUGCCGGCGCUCGGUUUGAUGUGGUCGAAUUGCGUCAACGCGCGAUUGUUUCUCACGAGACGCGCGACGCGCGGUCAAGGGUACGUCGUGGGCGGUGAUGACGGCGAUGAUGGAAACGCGGGCGUCGCGCGGACGUUACACGUCGUGUACGCGCCGCAUUUGCCCGAGUCGAGCGUCGAUUUCGUCGUGCGCGAAGACGGCGCGUGGGACGUCGCCGCGCCGCGCCCGCGCGCCGUGGCCUAG
Molecule: messenger RNA, 924 nt
Organism: Ostreococcus lucimarinus CCE9901
Lineage: Eukaryota; Viridiplantae; Chlorophyta; Mamiellophyceae; Mamiellales; Bathycoccaceae
Exons: 1
Coding region: 1-924 (307 amino acids)
Biological process (GO): resolution of mitotic recombination intermediates; double-strand break repair via synthesis-dependent strand annealing; t-circle formation
Cellular component (GO): Rad51C-XRCC3 complex; replication fork
Molecular function (GO): ATP binding; ATP-dependent DNA damage sensor activity; four-way junction DNA binding
Source: RefSeq, a predicted model, not a curated record